This is a messenger RNA of Chelonia mydas (Green sea turtle), 2071 nucleotides long. RefSeq lists its product as uncharacterized. The record is from RefSeq and is a predicted model, not a curated record. The coding region runs from base 1137 to 1673 and encodes 178 amino acids. The transcript has 3 exons. Lineage: Eukaryota; Metazoa; Chordata; Testudines; Cheloniidae.
GCGGUGGCUGUGUAUUUCACCAAGGGGGAGUGGGCUCUGCUGGACCCCGCUCAGAGAGCCCUCUACAGAGACGUCAUGCAGGAGACCUAUGAGAAUGUGACCUCACUGGGUAAGGAUUCCUGUCCCCAUAGUUAUUACAAGGGGAAAUGAGCAGUUAAUGUUCAUCACCCCUACAAUGCAAUCUCAACUCUGCACACUCGCACUCUGCCCUCCCCUGCUAUAGAACACUGGGAACAGAGCACCGGAGAACUACAGCACAAAAUCUAACAACUUCUCUUUGCUGAGGCAAAACUGAGGUUCAGGUCUGGCUUCCUACCUAUGGCCUUCACUCAAACACUGAUCCUACUCCACACAAACCAGCUCCGACUUGCAAAAUGAUACCUCUCCCUUACCCCCAUUGCCAGCUUUUGUCGACAAAAGAAUGAAUGCGUACAGACUGCGAUGUGACUUUUGGCGGCAAAAACGCCCUGUUUUGGCAAUAAAAUACAACCACCCAGAUGAGAGACAUACAUCUUUUUCCUCUAAAUUUUUGUCGACAAAGUGGCAGUGUAUUUAUUGCUUUAAUUGGCCUCUGGGAGGUGUCCCACAAUGCCCAUCAUGACUGUUCUGGUCAGCAUUUUGAACUCCACUGCCCUGCAGCCAGGUAAAGAACCAUCUGCCCCUCCCACUUAGAAGCCCCGGGAAUUUUUGAAAUUCCAUUUCCUGCUGCUUGGUGUGGAGAGUUCUCAUCGCAUCUCCCCAGGUGACCAGGGCAGGUUAUCGCAACAAACGCUCUCCCGCUUGGACCACUGGGGUUCUGCUCAGUAUAUGGGGAGAGGAGGCUGUGCAGUCCCAGCUGUGCUGGAGCCGUAGGAAUUGGGAUACCUACAGGCACAUUUCUCGAGGCUUGUGUGAAAAGGGUUAUGAUCAGGACACACUGCAGUGCAGAGCGAAGAUAAAGGAGCAGAGGCAGGCGUACCAUAAGGCGAGGGAGGCAACCCGUCACGCUGGUGCUGCACCUAAGACCUGCUGGUUCUAUAAGGAGCUGGGCGCUGUCCUUGGUGGUGACCUCGCCUCCACCACCAAGAGCCCCGUGGAUACUUCGGCGGACGUGGAGGCGGUGGAAAGAGGAUCUAACCCAGAGGAUGAAGUAAUCGAUGAAGAGGUGGAGUCAGAUGAUGAUGUGCAGCUCCCAGCAGGCUCGUCUGGUGGGGCAAGCAGCCAGGAACUGUUCUCCACUCCAGAGGUGUCUAGGCAGGCUCAGCAGUUGCUCUCUGGGGAGCAAGAAGCAGGAGAUAAGAUGCCUGAUGUGGCCUUCAGGAACGCCCCCAAGCACCCUGGCCAAGCAUCUCCGCCAGAUAAGAAAGCGCCCAAGACGGAGCAAAGAAGACAUGUUCCGGGAGGUACUGCACUGCUCCAGUGCAGAGAAAAGGGAAUGCAAGGAGUGCUGGGAAGCUGAAAGGCAGGACAGAAAAGAAGAUCAGGAAUUUAAGGACGCUACUGAACGGAAGAUUAAAAUUGAGAGAGCAGGCACUACGAAUACAUACACAGCCAGUUUAUUCCUAUGCUUGCGGGAACGUACGGCCCAAAUGUUUUCCUGGAAAGCAAUGGAGACUACGUGUAAUGCAACACUGCAGCACCAAUCACAGAGAGAUUCAUUUUCAAAGUGUUGCCUCAAAGCCUCCUUGAUUUGAAUUGCGCCCCUCUGGACUCUUCUGAAAGCCGUGGUAUCCAGCUGCUCAAAAUCAGCAGCCAAGCGAUCUGCCUCAGCACUCCAAGCCUCAGCAAACCUUUUACCCUUAGCGUCACAAAGAUUAUGCAACAUGCAACAUACAACAUGCGGCUAUGACCAUGGGACUAUUAUCUUCAUUAAGGUCUAACCUGUCAUAAAGGCAUCACCAGCGUGCCUUCAGUCUGCCAAGGGCACAUUCAACUGUCAUCCGGCACCACCUCAGCCUGUUGUUGAACUGUUCCUUACUGCUCUUCAGGUUUCCUGUGUAAAGUUUCAUGAGCCACAGCUGUAAGAGGUCUCCCGAGGAUCACCAUCCCCUACUGUAAUAUUUUGGUUUGGAAAUAAAGUCCCUGCUUUGUA